This is a messenger RNA of Cavia porcellus (domestic guinea pig), 2312 nucleotides long. RefSeq names its product growth arrest specific 2 like 1 (gene Gas2l1). Gene Ontology annotation, cellular component: stress fiber; microtubule plus-end; cytoplasm. The coding region runs from base 1 to 2028 and encodes 675 amino acids. The record is from RefSeq and is a predicted model, not a curated record. Gene Ontology annotation, biological process: microtubule bundle formation; protein localization to microtubule plus-end; actin crosslink formation. The transcript has 5 exons. Gene Ontology annotation, molecular function: cytoskeletal adaptor activity; actin filament binding; microtubule binding. Lineage: Eukaryota; Metazoa; Chordata; Mammalia; Rodentia; Caviidae.
AUGGCGGACCCAGUGGCAGGCAUCGCGGGCUCAGCGGCCAAGAGCGUGCGGCCGUUCCGCUCAAGUGAGGCCUAUGUGGAGGCCAUGAAAGAAGACUUGGCCGAAUGGCUCAAUGCCUUGUAUGACCUGGGUCUGCCUGGCAGUGGUGAUGGCUUCCUGACAGGGCUGGCCACAGGCACAACCCUGUGCCGACACGCAAAUGCUGUCACUGACGCUGCCCGAGCCUUGGCUGCCGCCCGCCCAACCCGAGGUGUGGCUUUUCAGGCACACAGCGUGGCACCUGGCUCCUUCAUGGCCCGGGACAAUGUAGCCACCUUCAUCGGCUGGUGCCGCACAGAGCUGGGCGUGCCUGAGGUGCUCAUGUUUGAGACCGAGGACCUGGUGCUGCGCAAGAAUGAGAAGAGUGUGGUGCUGUGCCUACUGGAGGUGGCACGACGUGGGGCCCGCCUGGGCCUGCUUGCGCCCCGCCUUGUACAGUUUGAGCAGGAGAUUGAGCAGGAGCUACACGCUGCACCCCCAGUCCCCCAUGUCCCCCGUGCUGUGGAGGAAGGCACUGAAACUACCACUGCACCAGCGGCUCCUGCCCGUGGACCCCGAAUGACACCCAGCGACCUGCGAAACCUUGAUGAGCUGGUGAGGGAGAUCCUGGGCUGCUGCACCUGUCCAGACCAGUUCCCCAUGAUCAAGGUCUCGGAGGGGAAAUACCGAGUGGGAGACUCCAGCCUGCUCAUCUUCGUGCGGGUGCUGAGGAGCCAUGUGAUGGUGCGUGUGGGUGGCGGCUGGGACACACUGGAACACUACCUGGACAAGCAUGACCCUUGCCGCUGUUCCUCCACUGCCCACCGCCCAUCCCAGCCAAGGGCCAGAACCUUCUCCCCGCAGAGGGUAUCGCCUACCCCCAGCCCCCGCCCUGGCAGCCCAGUUCCAGGAAGUGAGCACCGGGGCUCUCGGCAGGAAGUGACUCCCAUUAGUUUACGAAGCACAAAGGAGGGGCCUGAGACCCCGCACAGGCCCCGGGAUCAGCUGCCCCCUCUUCCCCGCUCCCGCCGCUACUCCGGGGAUAGUGACUCCUCAGCUUCCUCAGCCCAGAGCGGGCCUCUUGGUGCCCGCAGUGAUGAUUCAGGCACUGGUACCCGGAGGGAGCGGCCCAGCCAGCGGCUGACCACGGCCUCCCCAAGACGACCACCUCCCCCUCGCAGCCAGUCCAGAGAUCGGCUAGAUCGGGGCCGGCCCCGAGCAGCUCAAGGAAGCAGAGGGGCCCAGCCGUCUGCCCCUAGCCCCACCCGGCGGGCCCGCAGCCAGAGCCGUGAGGAGCAGGCUGUACUGCUGGUGCGCAGGGACCGAGAUGGGCAACACUCAUGGAUGCCCAGGGGAAAGGGUGGUGGAGGCUCAGCCAGGAGCACCCCCCAGGCUUCCCGAGCCUGCAGCCCUGCAGCAAGGAGGCCUCCCCGGAUCUCCAGCCCCGAGCCAGAGCUGGGAGCCACACCAGCCAGUGCAUUCCGCACUCCCCUGCAGCUUGACCCACAACAAGAGCAACAGCUGUUCCGUCGCCUAGAAGAAGAAUUCCUGGCCAAUGCCUGUGCCCUUGAGGCAGCUGCCAGCCAAACCCCUGGACUAGCCCCUGACCUGGCUCGAGCUCCAGAUCCUCCAGCUCCUGACUCAGCCUACUGUUCUUCCAGUUCCUCUUCCUCUUCCCUCAGUAUCCUGGGUGGCAAGUGUGGCCAACCUGGGGACUCUGGCCGGACAGCCAAUGGGCUGCCCGGGCCCCGAAGCCAAGCCCUGUCCAGCUCUUCUGAUGAAGGCAGCCCCUGUCUUGGCAUGGGGGUGUCAUUAGAUGCACCUGGGAACCCUUUGGCUGGCCUAGAACCCUCACAGAGCUGGGCGCGGGGUCGAAUGGACACACAGCCAGAUGGUAAACCCUCACGCAUCCCCACACCACGAGGCCCACGCCGCCCAUCUGAACCCACACAGCUCGGGGCCUGGCAUGCUCUGCACUCGGUCACCUCAAGGGCCAAGCCAGAUUCCUAAUGUGAUGGACCAGCCUAGCUGUUCCCAGAUCCCUUUUCCUUUGUGGCCUUAACCUACCCUCCGCAUCAGGGAGCCCCCUCCACUCUGGAGUACCAGACCUCAUGGGACCAGACCCCUUGGGACCACAUGGCACAAUGGGACCUCUGUUGUACAUUCCAGUUGGGGAAUGAGUGUUGCUAUUUAAUUACUAAUAUUAUUGAAUGCCUUAGAGGAGGCCGGGCAAGCCCGGUGUCCUGAGGACCUGUGGUCCAGCAAAGCUUCUGACAGUAAAGUUUUGCUCCAGC